AUGAUGCGCGGCGCAAGACCCCUCGCACGCGCCGCGCGGCGCUUAUCGACGAGCUGCGAGGGCAAAGCGUAUGCAGGUGCCAUGACGAAAGUAGUAUGCACGCUAGGACCAGCCACCGAAACGCAGGAACGCGUGCAGGAGCUCUGCGACGCGGGCAUGGCCUGCGCUAGAUUAAAUUUCAGUCACGUCACGGACUAUUCCGAGCCCGCCGCGAAGAUGGAGUUAGUGAGAGCCGCAAGAGGCGAGCACGCGAAGCUCGAGGGCACCAUACAUGAUGCCGGAUCUAGACAUGCGAAUCUCCGAGCGGUUUUGUUGGAUACGAAGGGCCCGGAAGUACGGACGGGCACGUUGCCGGGCAACGCCGACUCCUUUAUCAUCGAGGACGGCAUGGAGGUCAUUUGCACGUUCGACGACGUUUCUUCGGAUCCCGAAGUGAAGGCAGGAGACAGUACGUGCCGGCUGCACGUGGACUACGAGUCCUUGCCUUCUACCGUUGCAGUAGGCUCGAAAAUACUGUUGGAUGACGGCUUGAUCUCGCUCCAAGUCACAUCUAUUGGUUCAGACAGCGUCACCGCCAUCGCCGAGAACAGUGGACCGAUCAAAGCCAGGAAGGGCGUGAAUCUACCCGGGAGUAUCUUGGACCUACCCGCAUUAACCCCAAAAGACAAGGAGGACAUCCAGUGGGCCGUGGAGACGGGCGCCGAUUUCGUCGCUCUAUCUUUUGUGCGAAGCGCGAGGAACGUGCGGAGCUGCCGAGCUUUUAUGGAAAGAUGCUGCCCGGACCAGAAGACGCGCAUGCCUCAAAUAAUAUCAAAAAUUGAGAACCAGGAAGGGGUGGAUAAUUUCGACGAGAUCCUCGAAGCAAGCGACGGCGUCAUGGUCGCGCGCGGCGAUCUGGGCGUGGAGAUCGACUUUGAGAAGGUAUUUGCGGCUCAAAGAUACAUGGUCGACGCGUGCAAUAGGGUCGGGAAGCCCGUCAUCGUCGCGACGCAGAUGCUCGACAGCAUGAUGAGGCAACCUAGACCUACCAGAGCGGAGGUCACGGACGUCGCGGCCGCCGUGUUGGACGGUGCGGACGCCGUCAUGCUGUCGGGCGAGACGGCCGCGGGCAAGUAUCCCAUCGAGAGUUUACAGGCGAUGAAGUCGAUCAUAAGGGAGGCGGACGCGAUCAUCGACGGGAAGAGUAGGGAGGGCGAGACCUCUGGUAAAAGUUAUGCUCGUAGCGCUCAAAAGUCGGCGAACGUCGUGCCUCUCCAAGAUGUCGAAUUGGACGCCGUGGCGCGCGCGGCGUGUCGGGCCGCCGACGCGCUCGACGCGAAGCUCAUUACGUGCGUGACGCGCUCGGGGCAGCUCGCCAAGGCCGUGGCGCGGCACCGGCCGUCUAUCCCCAUCGUCGCGUUCUGCUACACGGCGGAGGUCGGCCGGUCGUUGGCUUUACAUAGGGCGGUGACGCCGAUCCUGCUCGACGCGGUCCGUGGCUCGGAGCAGAAAAUGGACUUGAACGUGACGCGGUCGCGGCGAUGGCGUCUUCAUGAGACCGCAUCGCCUCGACGCCGUCGACGUGGCCGUCAGAGAGUCUACGCGUCUCGUGAAUGUACAGAGGCAGUUUCGCGACGCCGUCGUUCCGCGCAGGGCGCCGAGAACCCCUACGAGAAGGGCACGUCCAUGGGUCUCCUGCGGGCGGAAUCCAUUCGGACGUGCCGCGAGCUCGGGUACGUCACGGACGGCGACCGCGUCGUCUCCGUCGACCGCGCGCUGGGCAAGGCCCACGACGCCUUCGCCGUGGCGCAAACGCUCAAGAUCUACACGGUCAGCGCCGAGGGCGGCGACAUCUAGUAGCGCGCGGCGUCUCUCUCUUUUCAUCGAGAGUGGGGAAUGAGGACAUCAAUCUCUUGGAACACAUCGCUGCGUUCUUGUCGAGCCGCGGGGAGUGAUGUCUCUUGUGGCGCUGAGAUGCUACGAUUCUGCAAUUCCGACCCCACGUCGUUCGGACGUCGCGCGCGCUCGUCGUUAUUUAUUGGGUGUGAUGAUUGUUCCGCGCAGGCUUGCAAGCGCACCGCGUUUUUUUGUACUAUUGUUCGUAGUGCACAUAAUCCCCCCCUAAUUAUCUUCUCGCCAGUAGCUCAGCACCGUCCAGCAGGCGCCGUUCGGGAGACGCGCGAUGCGCUCGUUGAGACUAUUUGUUUUGGCACGCCCGCGAACGAGCAGGGACCGGAAGCGCAGGAAUUCGCGGUGAGGGGCUCGGGCGUACCGCUUGUAGGAGCCGUGCUCGCGGACGCCGGCCAAGAUUUCUUGGCAUUUGAUGAAGUCCUCGUCGUCGCCGACGUCGCUGUAAAUGUAACCAUGAUCUUCAUUCAGAACCUCUUCGACCGACAACUCGCCCUCGCACCGAUCCGGUGA
This is a messenger RNA of Pelagomonas calceolata, 2400 nucleotides long. NCBI's taxonomy places the organism in Eukaryota, Pelagophyceae, Pelagomonadales, Pelagomonadaceae. The record is from the annotation of a GenBank genome assembly.